Molecule: messenger RNA, 1745 nt
Organism: Didymodactylos carnosus
Lineage: Eukaryota; Metazoa; Rotifera; Eurotatoria; Philodinida; Philodinidae
Source: the annotation of a GenBank genome assembly
UAGUCUUCAGUUUAGUUCAGAGGACUACGGGAAUUACAUUAAAAAUUGCAAAAUUGUAGAUUUGAAACUAUGCGUUGUCUCGUGGAAUAAGAAGAUUUUUUAAGACCAUAACUAAUGAACACUUUUUACUGAAAUUACUAAUUUUUUAAGAUUCAAUUUUAAGAAUUAACUCUUCUUAUUAUAGUUAAAAACUGUUUCCUUUUUUCUACUAUUGAUCACAGCAAAUAUUUUGUUUACAACCCGGAGAUUGACAUUUCAGAAGACUCCCUCGCCGUCGUCAUGUAAAAGUUGAAAUAGAAGCUCUUCCUGUUUUUAAAACUUUUUUCAUAAAAUGAAACUAUAUGACAAUAGAAAACAAAAAUAGGUGUCAAUCGUACUAAAACUUCCGACGCUGAAAACAAUAAGCUAUUUUUGAGACACAAUAUAAUAUUCUCUUAAAGGUUUUAAAACUCAGUAUAGAUUAGAAGACGCGCGUCUUUUAAUGCGACAACCUCUUUACAUCAUGCAAACGGUUCCUUCUUUGUGAGAAGCUCCCAUCUGUAUAAUUUAUUGUCAUACUCAGUGAUUCACACUCUGUUUCACAAAGUACUCAUCUCAUUUCAUACUCCUGUUGAAAAAAGUGUCUCUCUUUUCUAUUUACAAGGUCGUAAUAUCAAUCUUGGAUCACUCGGUUCAUUAUUAUCAGGAAGUAAUAUAUUAUCAACUCUCUCUGGAGCCACACAUGGAACUGAUUUGGGUACAGUGUUAUCAAUUUUAAACACAUUGAAUGCUGUUCAUCAAUUGGGUAAUGAUAUCCAUCACAUACCAGAUGCCAUUAAUCAAACUUUACAAGCCAUUUUAAAUGGUACCAGUCAAGCUGGAGUUGUUCUUCAACAAUUACUCAAUGGAGGUAUUACUAAACGAAGUAAUAUAUUAUCAACUCUCUCUGGAGCCACACAUGGAACUGAUUUGGGUACAGUGUUAUCAAUUUUAAACACAUUGAAUGCUGUUCAUCAAUUGGGUAAUGAUAUCCAUCACAUACCAGAUGCCAUUAAUCAAACUUUACAAGCCAUUUUAAACGGUACCAGUCAAGCUGGAGUUGUUCUUCAACAAUUACUCAAUGGAGGUCUAAAACCAUUAAGCGGAGGACAAGGUAAGUCACAAUAUGCUAUUAACUGCUCGUACACUCAUUUGAAGCAUAAAUCGCACAGUUGACCAUUAAACCAAAAAUAAAGCAAAGCUGAAACAGAUUUUUUUUGAUUGAUUUUCUGAAUACUUUUUGUUUGCUGAUCUCUUUCUUCCUGAUCCUGUGGUAAUAUUAUCUCUUAGCCCAACCACUUGUUCGAGGGGUAUUUUCAGUACACGAAAAUACGCUUCCGAUGAGCCUUCGCGAAGGACUCAUCCUCUGGGUAAGGGCCCAUUUUCGAGUACUCGCUACCCCUCGAACGACUUUUCGCGUCUGCAUGGGAGAUUCGUAACAGCUUUGUAGAUUCGAUCCACAGACCAUGAAAUAAGUAUAAAUAUGUUGUUUAUCUAUACCAAUGGUUUUAUGCUACAACCAGCUUUCAGAGCAAAUUUGCCGAAUAAUUAUUAGAAAUAUCUGCUCUCUCUGUAUGUGCGCAAAUUUUUUGCUGAUCAAUAAGCGAUACAACAGCCGAAAGAUCAUUGCUACUAUCUUUCGCCUAAUUGUAUCUUUUCAAAAUGUUGGUGAUAAUUUGAACUUGCUAGUUGAUCUAAUGAAAUGUUUAAUCCUGCAUCUUAUCGAC